CUGCGCGAACGCCGUCAAAUGUAUACCGACAAGUGGACAAAUGAUCGCGGUAUAUUCACAGAGUGAGAUUUAGCGAGGUUCGCGCUACCAGUGGAGAUAAUUAAACGAAACGAAUAUAUCAAAUAUAAGGCAUAGAAUUGUCGUGCGAUUUCUUUGAAUAGAAAAACCGCACAAAUGGUGCGUCUACCGCAGAUAACAUAUGCCAGACUGUUGAGAUCUUGCGGAAAGGUCUCCUAAGGGGAGCGCCUUUGACAAGUGGUUCUACGUAAGACGACUAGAUAUUUAAAACUUUCAAAAUGGCAGAAAAUCAAGGGAAUUCCUCGAAUCAAACUAACUCAGGUUCUGGCAGAUCAUUUAAUUUUCAACGGCUGGACUUUAGAUCAAAUAAUGAUAUUCAAAAUGAAAUGUCUGAGAAAAGAAGACAACUGAAGUUAUGUUCUCAAACGCAAGGAAGCAAUCUGUCAUUUGCCAAUUCAACUAAUUCCUCUCAGACAAAUUCAACUGGAACCUCUGUACGACCACCAGUAUCAUCGCGUCCAAGUCUACCUUUGCCUCUACCUAAGUUGCCAGUUAGACCACGUACAAUGGUAUUGCAGCAAGAUUUUCUUCCUGAUAAAGCAAGAGAUAAGUUGCGAAUGUGUCAGUCUAUGCAAAGUACUGGAAAAUUGCAAUUAAAUCCAGAUGUGGUAUAUGAUUUCACAAGCGAGGAUCUUCAAGAUUUAGGAGAAAUAGGCAGAGGAGGAUUUGGAACUGUAAAUAAAAUGAUACAUAGGAUAAGCAAUACUGUUAUGGCUGUGAAGAGAAUACGUUCAACGGUGGAUGAAAGAGAACAAAAGCAAUUAUUAAUGGAUUUGGAGGUUGUAAUGAAAUCCAACGAAUGUCCUUGUAUUGUGCAGUUUUAUGGAGCUUUAUUUAAAGAGGGAGAUUGUUGGAUUUGUAUGGAGUUGAUGGACACCUCUUUAGACAAAUUUUAUAAAUUCAUCUAUGAGAGAUUAAAUGAGAGGAUACCCGAAUGUAUUUUAGGAAAAAUUACAGUAGCUACAGUAAAAGCGUUGAAUUACCUCAAAGAAAAAUUGAAAAUAAUUCAUAGAGAUGUAAAACCUAGCAAUAUUUUACUUGAUCGUCGUGGCAAUAUAAAACUUUGCGACUUUGGUAUAUCAGGACAACUAGUAGACUCUAUCGCACGAACUAGGGAUGCUGGUUGUAGACCAUAUAUGGCACCGGAAAGGAUAGACCCUCAGCGGGCAAGGGGUUAUGACGUAAGAAGCGAUGUAUGGUCAUUGGGUAUUACUUUGAUGGAGGUUGCCACUGGUUACUUUCCUUAUCCAAAAUGGAAUUCCGUUUUUGAGCAACUCUACCAAGUAGUACAGGGUGAUCCACCUCGCCUAUCUCCCAACGAAAAUGGAAAUCAUUUUACAAUGGAUUUUGUUAACUUUGUUAAUACAUGUCUAAUCAAGGAAGAAACUCAGCGACCGAAAUAUAACAAGUUAUUGGAGCAUACAUUUAUUAGGAAAGCAGAAGAAGCCACUAUUGACGUUGCAGCAUAUAUUAGUGGCGUUUUGGACAAUAUGGCUAACAAUGGAGUAACACCAUUUACCACCAAUCAGCCUUAAAGCGAUUAGGCGAAAAUGUGCAUCCCUUCUUGGAGCAUUGGGUUUUCUUUCUUUUUUUUUUUUUUUUUUUUAUUGUCAUUUGAACUCCCACUCUGAUUUCUUGUAAAGAGCGGGUCACUGCACUCGAAUCUAGUGUAGUUAGUAAAAUUCAUUGAUGACGAUAUUUAUUGGCGCCACUAUCUUGCUUAGAGCUAUACUGUGUCGCAAAGAAUAUUCUUACGCAUAGUGAGUAGGGAUGUUUCAACAAUUGACUUGCCAUUCUAUCAGUAAGUAACCUAUUGAAUGGAAGACUUAAAUUUUAAACUUUUUAAGAUCGUGUUACGAAAGAUCGUUAACACGUUUCUAUCUUUUUCUCCGGAACUUCCAUCCUUAGCGAAAGAUCACAAUGCCUUGUCUGCUUUCGUUUCGAAUGAAAUUCUUCUUCGUCUUGGCAACGCCAAGUGAUUUUCGCUCGAUCCCAUCGCGGAUCAUAUGUGUAUAUACAUAUAAAUAUAUUGAUAGAUAUAACCGUGUGUAUAUACAUAUAAUUGUAUCUCGCCUAACGUUUCAUUUCCACAAAUUUUUGUAAGGAGCGUAACGAGCUCAACGGAGAAUAAUAUAAAAAGGUAAAUUCGUCAAGGAGGUACUGAAGAAGGUGCCUACUCCACCCAAUUGCCGGUGGGUUUUCUUAGAACAGGUUUAAGUAUUAAACGUUCAAUGCGGUGGUAGGAGUGAUGUAAUGCAAGAGAAAUAAAUCAUUGAAACUCGCAGUAGAA
Polistes dominula (European paper wasp) is the source of this 2368-nucleotide messenger RNA. RefSeq names its product MAP kinase kinase 4. Lineage: Eukaryota; Metazoa; Arthropoda; Insecta; Hymenoptera; Vespidae. The record is from RefSeq and is a predicted model, not a curated record. Gene Ontology annotation, molecular function: ATP binding; JUN kinase kinase activity. Gene Ontology annotation, biological process: MAPK cascade; protein phosphorylation.